Molecule: messenger RNA, 594 nt
Organism: Aspergillus novofumigatus IBT 16806
Lineage: Eukaryota; Fungi; Ascomycota; Eurotiomycetes; Eurotiales; Aspergillaceae
Product: putative GPI anchored protein
Exons: 2
Coding region: 1-594 (197 amino acids)
Source: RefSeq, a predicted model, not a curated record
AUGCGUCCCUUGCAGUUCCUCGCUCUUUCUGGCCUCAUGCUCGCGAGCAACGUUGCGCUCGCAGCCGAGCUCGAACGUGACGAUGUCCCCAAUCGCUGCUGGGACGUCUGCAGUCCUGUGGUGGGCAUCGCCCAGCAGUGCGAUAACACGCAUCGCGACGACGACAGGGCCGAGAUGAACUGCAUUUGCGACUGGAACCAGGCACCGACUUUGGUUCCCCUCUGCGAAGCAUGCAUCUCCCAGUUCAGAAACGACACUCGCAAUGGCACUCGCAAUGACAACGACCGUGACAAUGACCGAGACAAUGACCAUGCAUAUGAUAUCCUCACCUCCUGCUCCUUCUCCACUACUACUUAUAACGCGGCUGCUGCAACCUCUAUCCUGAGCACUGCUACGGGUACUAUCACCCCGACUGCGACGAACAAUGCCGGCGGCUCGACUGGAUCCGGCGGUAAUACUGGUGACUCGCAGUCCAGCAACACCAACAACGGCGGCAACGCUCAACCGAACAACAAUGCGGCGGCUGGCUCUACAGUCCCGAAAGCUGCGUCCGUGGCGGCCGUUGUGGGGUUGAUCGGUCUUGCUUGGCUGUGA